GUGUAAACGAAAUUCAAUAUACUGAUAUGCUGCUUUGAAACUGUAUAACAAAUGGAAGAGACAGCCAAUCAUGGCCUAAUCGCUGCCACUAAUUCCAUUAGCUAGCCGGCAAUGUGGCUGCUUCUCUGUUGUUAGCCAUUUCCACUCGUCCGAUUAUUUUGAACCAAAAAUUGUAACAAACAAUAAAAGAAGUAAGGGGGCAAUACAAGUUUGCAACUACCACAGGGCUAAAAUAGAGAGAGAAAGGGCUUUCAUCACCCCAAUCCGCUGCUUUUUCCCUUCCCAUUUGUGCGACGAUCCAACACGAAAAGAUGACUCUUUGGAAGAGGGCGGCCGGUGCUAUCAAAGACAGGAACAGCAUAGUCGUGGCCAAUCUUUCCAGAAAGAGUUCCUUCAGGAAUCCUGAUAUUGAGGCUGCCAUCAUCAAGGCCACUAGUCACGAUGAAUAUUUCAUUGAUAAAAGGAAUGCCCAAAGAGUCUUUUCGUGGAUUCGGGCGUCGCCAAUUAGCCUUCGUCCUUUUAUUUGGGCUCUGUCUAAACGGAUGGAGAAGACGCAGAGCUGGGUGGUUGCCAUCAAGGGGUUGAUGCUCAUGCAUGGUGUCUUUUGUUGUAAGGUCCCAGCUGUUCAAAAGAUAGGCCGUUUGCCAUUUGAUAUGUCGAGUUUCAGCGACGGACAUUCCAGGUCAAGCAAAACGUGGGGUUUUAAUGCUUUCAUUCGUGCUUACUUUGCGUUUCUAGAUCAAAGAGCUAUCGUUUCGUUUGAGCAAGACAACAAAAGGGACGAACAACGUUCAUUGAUGCUGCAGCAGCUGUCGAAACUGCAGAAAUGGCAAUCUUUGCUUGAUAUGUUGCUUCAAAUUAGGCCUCUAGCGGAUAAUAUGAAGGUUGGUUUGAUUCUGGAAGCCAUGGAUUGUGUUAUCAUUGAGAUAUUUGAUGUUUAUAGCAAAAUAUGCAGCGAGAUUGCAAGGGUUUUGAUGAAAAUAUAUUCAGUUGGUAAAGUUGAAGCAGUAAUGGCCCUUAAGGUUCUUCAAAAGGCAAUGAUGCAGGGUGAGGAACUUUCUCUAUAUUUCGAAUUUUGCCAGGAAUAUGGUGUUUUAAACGCCAGCGAAUUCCCCACAGUUACUCAGAUUCCGGAGGAAGAUGUUCAGGAACUUGAGAGAAUAAUCAAUGGGGUAUCAGAGAAGACAUACAAGGACGUGGAUUUCAAGGAAAACAACCAAAUGGCUAUAGUUGUGAGAGAAGGAAAUAAUGCAAUUGUUGAACAGAAAGAACCAAAGGGAGCUCUGAAGACAAUAAUAACAGACAAAUGGGUGGUUUUUGAUGAAAAUGUUAUAAUGAUCAAUGGAGAGAAUACUGGUUUCUCUAAUCAUAAGAAUACUGCUGCUGCUGCUGCUAGAGAUCUCCCUCUUGUACCCAUUGAUGUGCCUGUUUAUAAUCAUUAUGAAAUUCCGGAUUUAAUUACUUUCUAGCAGUGGGAACAAUAAUUGUGUGUGUCUAGCUCUGCUCUCAAGUUCCUUCAAUUACAAAUAUAGAAAAAAAAAAAUUCUUUAGAUCAGAGUUAUAGUACAUUCUUAAUAUUUUUCUGAUCUAUAUAUUGAAUUGACAUCAUGAUCUGAACUUCUUUUAAUUCAUGGGAUAUCCAUCUAUAUAUAUAUAUAUAUAUAUGUAUGUACUGUUUUUAUUUGAUUAAUUAAGGUGCAUGGAUAUCAUGAGAGAAAUGGUUGAUUGGGCUUGAGAAAAACAGAUAUCAAGUUUCCAUUUCAGAGAUUUCGCAGAAAGAUCUUUCUCUCUUUAAUUUCUUUGGGUUUUUGGGG
Molecule: messenger RNA, 1814 nt
Organism: Theobroma umbraticum
Lineage: Eukaryota; Viridiplantae; Streptophyta; Magnoliopsida; Malvales; Malvaceae
Product: ENTH/VHS/GAT family protein
Biological process (GO): clathrin coat assembly; clathrin-dependent endocytosis; vesicle budding from membrane
Cellular component (GO): clathrin-coated vesicle; clathrin-coated pit
Molecular function (GO): 1-phosphatidylinositol binding; clathrin heavy chain binding; phosphatidylinositol-4,5-bisphosphate binding
Source: RefSeq, a predicted model, not a curated record